Molecule: messenger RNA, 985 nt
Organism: Eutrema salsugineum
Lineage: Eukaryota; Viridiplantae; Streptophyta; Magnoliopsida; Brassicales; Brassicaceae
Product: MATH domain and coiled-coil domain-containing protein At1g31390-like
Exons: 5
Coding region: 59-817 (252 amino acids)
Molecular function (GO): protein binding
Source: RefSeq, a predicted model, not a curated record
GGCUAUCUUUUUGAGUUUAAGGCGACUCUAAGGGAGGAAUCUUCUUCAUCAAGAAUCAAUGGGGAAGCAAUAUGAAAAGAAGAUUACUUGGGCGAUUAAGAAUUUCUCCUCUUUGCAAUCUGAGAAAAUUUGCUCUGAUCAAUUCGUCGUCGGUGGCUCCAAAUGGCGUCUUGAGUUGUAUCCCAAGGGAAAUUGUGCGGGUAAUUAUUUGUCUCUGUUUCUGGCGGUUGCUGAUAAGGAAGCUUUGCCUUCUGGAAGGAGAAGAUACACAAAGUUUCGCCUAACUGUUGUUAAUCAACUUCCGGGAAAACUCUCCCAAGUGCAAGAAGCACAAGAGGUGUAUGAUCAGAAGUUUCCCGCCUGGGGUUUCUUAGAAAUGCUUUGCCUUACCAAUCUUCAUGCCAAAGAUGGUGGAUUUCUGGUGAAUGGGGAACUCAAGAUUGCUGCCGAGGUGGAGAAUCUUGAUGUUAUUGGAAAAUCAGAUGUGUUAGAGGAAACUUCAUCUGUAGUGGAAAUCAAUGGGUUUCAAGUUAUUCCUUCACAGGUAGAAUCUGUGAACAGUCUGUUUGAAAAGCACCCAAACAUUGCAUCAAAACUCCGUCCAAAGAACCCACAUCUGAGAACAACAUACUUGAAUGUCCUACUAAGCCUUACUGAAAUUCUGUCCAAGUCCCCUGAGGCACUCUCCAAUGGUGAUCUGGCCGACGCAUAUUCUUCACUGAGAUAUGUAGCAAUGGCAGGGUUUAAAUUGGAUUGGUUGGAGAAGAAACUCAAAGAGGCUGGUGAGAGUCGGAUGCAAGAAAUCGAGGAGGAGUAGAAGGAUUUGAAGCAUAAGUGCUCAGACAUGGAUGCUCUACUUGAAUUCUUACGAUGAGGUUGUUUAAGGACUAUGCACUUAAGAGUUUGGAUCUAACUAGUGUUCUAGUUUUGUUUGUUUUCAUCUUUAAGGUGUGGCUAGGUUUCUUUAAUUGCAGUUUGUUUCUUG